Molecule: messenger RNA, 3875 nt
Organism: Centropristis striata (black sea bass)
Lineage: Eukaryota; Metazoa; Chordata; Actinopteri; Perciformes; Serranidae
Gene: eml4
Product: echinoderm microtubule-associated protein-like 4
Biological process (GO): microtubule cytoskeleton organization
Cellular component (GO): mitotic spindle
Molecular function (GO): microtubule binding
Source: RefSeq, a predicted model, not a curated record
GCGGAGUCGGAAACGCGCAGUCGGUCCGUCGAUCUGCGGCUCCGGGAUCAGCUCUCUGUCGCUCCGGUCCUCCGGGGAAAGCUUCUUCUCCAGCCCGCACAAAGCGGCGGAUCUUCGGCCUCGCUGACGGACGGACGGCGGGCGGGCAGCGGGGACAGACCGGCUCGGCUCGGCUCGGCUCGGCUCGCUGCGGCGGAAAAGCCCGGACGGAGGCCCGCAGUGCGCGCUCCGCCUCCCGCAGGCCUCCGGCCCGGACUCCCGCGGUUCUCCCGGAAAAUGGACGGUUUCACCGGCAGCCUCGAUGACAGCAUGUCGGCAGCGAGCGUCUCAGAUGUCAACGACCGCCUCUCGUCUCUGGAGCUCCGGGUUCAGCAGCAGGAGGACGAGCUGACGGUGAUGAAGGCGGCGCUCGCCGACGUUCUGCGCCGCCUCGCCGCCUCCGAGGUGUCAGCGGCCGCGGCGUCCUCCAAGAAACAACACGGAGGGAAAGGUGGUUCUGCACUGCGUGAAGCGUACUCGAUGUCCUGCAUCGCUAACGGAGGAACAUCGGGACGAAAGAGAGACUCGACGUCCGUCACCAGGAAGGAGACGCUGUCGUCAGCCGCCAAGAGUGGGUCAGACAGGAAGAAGGAGGUCAGCAGGUCUCAGAUGGAGGAGAUCCAGGAACGUGAGGAACCUCCUCGCCAGAAGGACCCGCCCUCCUCCUCCUCCCCCACCCCCCCCCUCCCCCCCCAGACCCCCCCCCAGCAGAGACCGGUCCAAUCCGCUGACGGCAGUAGAGGCCACGCCCCCCAGAAAAGGGGGACCAGUGCUAAGCGCUCCUCCGGGGUCAUGGAGCGCUCUCAGAGCUCUAACUUUGACUCUUCAGAGGAAAACAGGAACAAACUGGUGAAAGCUGCGUCCACGUCCAAGCUGCUCGCCAAGGUGGUAAAGAACGCCGACAGACACAGGGAGCCGGUGGUCAGUCAAGCCAAAAUGUCGACGCGAGAGAAAAACAGCAACGCCGAGGGGAACCACAUUAAGAUGUUCAUGCGCGGUCGACCGAUCACCAUGUUCAUCCCUUCAGAUGUGGAGAACUACGACGACGUCCGGACAGAACUUCCUUCAGAGAAACUCAAGCUGGAGUGGGUCUAUGGUUACCGCGGCAGAGACUGCCGAGCAAACGUUUACCUCCUCCCGACCGGAGAGAUCGUUUACUUCGUGGCGUCCGUCGUCGUCCUGUUUAACUACGAGGAGCGGACUCAGAGACAUUUCCUGGGACACACCGACUGCGUCAAAUGUCUGGCCAUCCACCCGGACAAGAUCCGCAUCGCUACGGGACAGAUCGCAGGAGUGGACAAAGACGGACGGGCGCUGCAGCCUCACGUCCGGGUCUGGGACAGCGUCAGCCUGUCCACGCUGCAGGUCCUCGGACUGGGGACGUUCGAGAGAGGGGUCGGCUCGCUGGCUUUCUCCAAGGCUGACUCUGGACAGCACCUGAGUGUGAUUGACGACUGUAACGACCACAUGUUGACGGUUUGGGAUUGGCAGAAGAACAAGAAGAUCGCAGAGAUCAAGACCACUAACGAGGUGGUCCUGGCUGUGGAGUUCCAUCCCACCGACCCAAACACCAUCGUCACCUGUGGAAAGUCCCACAUCUUCUUCUGGACCUGGACCGGGAACUCUCUGGCUCGUAAACAGGGAAUCUUUGGGAAAUACGAGAAGCCAAAGUUCGUCCAGUGUCUGGCGUUCCUGAGUACUGGAGACAUUCUGACCGGAGACUCUGGAGGAAUUCUGCUGGUCUGGACCAGGAGCUCCACGGAGAACCCCACCGGGAAGGGAACCAGAGCGUUCCAGAUCAGCCGGCAGGUCAAAGGUCAUGAGGGCAGUGUGUUGUGUGUGUGUGAGAUGAGGAACGGCUCUCUGCUGACCGGAGGACAGAAAGACCACAAGAUCAUCCUGUGGGACAGCCAGCUGGGACACACAGACAGGGACAUAGAGGUACCCGAUCAAUAUGGGACCAUCCGCGCCGUGUCUGAGGGGAAGGGGGACGAAUUUCUGGUGGGGACGUCUCGUAACUUCAUCCUGAGGGGGACAUUCAACGACGGCUUCCUGGUGGAGGUCCAGGGACACACGGACGAGCUGUGGGGUUUGGCCUCUCACCCGUCCAGAGGGAUGUUUCUGACGUGUGCUCAGGACCGGCUGGUCUGUUUCUGGAGCUCCGAGGACCACAGUCUGCAGUGGAGCCGCACGCUGGAGGAACACGGACACUGUGCAGACUUCCAUCCCAGCGGAGACGUGGUCGCCAUAGGAACGCACUCAGGAAAGUGGUACGUUCUGGACGCUGAGACCACGGACCUGGUGGCGAUCCACACCGACGGGAACGAGCAGCUGUCCGUCAUGCGUUUCUCUCAAGAUGGCGUUCUAUUGGCUGUUGGAUCACAUGACAACUUCAUUUACCUCUACACCGUCUCCGAGAGAGGACGCAAGUACAGCCGGUACGGGAAGUGCACGGGACAUUCCAGCUACAUCACACACCUGGACUGGUCACCUGACAACAGCUUCAUCAUGUCCAACUCUGGAGACUACGAGAUCCUCUACUGGGACGUUCCCAACGGUUGUAAACUGAUCAGAAACCGUUCAGAGUGUAAAGACAUCGACUGGGCCACUUACACCUGCGUCCUGGGAUACCACGUCUUCGGUGUGUGGCCGGAGGGUUCAGACGGCACCGACAUCAACGCUCUGAUCAGAUCCCACAACAGGAAGGUGAUCGCUCUGGCUGACGACUUCUGUAAGGUUCACCUGUUCUCCUACCCAUGCUCCACCCCCAAGGCUCCCAGCCAUAAGUACGGCGCCCACAGCAGCCAUGUGACCAACGUCAGCUUCCUGUACAACGACAGUCACCUGAUCUCUACGGGGGGGAAGGACACCAGCAUCAUGCAGUGGCGCCUGGUGGACAAACCUUCUCUCUCGCUCGCUGACGGCGUCCUCUGUAGCUCCGCCCCCCACCGCCCGCUGCUGGAGAAACCGUCUCUGUCGCUGGCUGACGGCGUCCUCUGCAGCUCCACCCCUCACCGCGACCACGCCCUCUAUCCGCCGCUGGCUCCUCCCCCCCCAGCAGCAGCAGCCACGCCCCCUCCCCUGACGACCAAUGGUACCCAAGAACUCUCUCCGGACACUCCACCCCCUACAGAUUUAGCCCCACCCCCCUCAGAUUUAACCCCGCCCCCUUCGGACAGCACGGCGAGCCUGAAGGACAGCCUGGAGCCUAGCGACGACACAGCCACGCCCAGCGACGAGGGGCUGCCCCCCCUCACCCCCCCCUCGUAGACGGGGAGGGUCUGUGUGUGUGAGUGUUGGUGUAGCUGUUCUUGUGAGGACCUUGUGGGGUCAUUUUUACUUUGUCAGGCGGCUUAGAUAAAGAAAGGGGACACACCGGACAAAAGCACCACAUUUUUUCCACAUGCUCUCAAUCACCAUAAGUUUCAAUUUUUUUGUAGGAGCCAUAUAAAAUCUAUGAGAACCAAUAUAUCUUUCAAGCCACUCAGAAGGUCAAUUUUAGUGUCAAAAUCUACAUUUUCUGGGUCAAAGAAUCAUUUAAAGCUAUAAAGAAAUGUUUGUGAAUCAGAGUGAGAUGUUUGUUUCUGUGUGUAUAUUUGUGUUGACCACCAGGGGGCAGCAGCUCCUCAGCUACACUGUCAAUCAUCCAGCCUCACAUCUCUCAGCCAAUCAGGACACAGGAAACACCUCUCCACUCCUCUGAUUGGCUGCUUUUCAAUGACUCAAUGAAUGACUGCUGAUGUUUGUUUUCGUCUCUUCUGGACCAUUUCUGUUCAAAAUGUUUUCUGAUGCAGUCACUCUGGGGGGGGGGGGGGGGGGCCUUCAUGUUUUUGCCU